Molecule: messenger RNA, 792 nt
Organism: Sinocyclocheilus anshuiensis
Lineage: Eukaryota; Metazoa; Chordata; Actinopteri; Cypriniformes; Cyprinidae
Product: N-alpha-acetyltransferase 15, NatA auxiliary subunit-like
Exons: 5
Biological process (GO): N-terminal peptidyl-methionine acetylation
Cellular component (GO): cytoplasm; NatA complex
Source: RefSeq, a predicted model, not a curated record
CAUUUUGUGGAGAUAACAGACGACCAGUUCGACUUCCACACAUACUGUAUGCGGAAGAUGACGUUGCGUUCUUACGUCGAUUUGCUCAAUCUAGAGGACGUGUUGCGUAUGCACCCUUUUUACUUCAAGGCAGCACGUACAGCCAUCGAGAUCUACCUCAGCCUUCAUGAUAACCCGCUCUCCGAUGACAACAAGGAGUCGCAGGCCGACAAUGCCAACCUAACGGACAAGGAGCUGAAGAAAUUGCGCAACAAACAGAGACGUGCCCAAAAGAAAGCCCAGUUAGAGGAGGAAAAGAAGAAUGCUGAAAAAGAAAAACAGCUAAAGAACCAAAAGAAGAAAAAGGAAGAGGAUGAGGAGGAGAUUGGAGGACCUAAAGAGGAGCUCAUACCAGAAAAACUGGCCAAGGUGGAGAAUCCUCUAGAAGAAGCGGUUAAGUUCCUGACUCCACUCAAGAACUUAGUAAAGAAUAAAAUAGACACGCAUCUGCUGGCCUUUGAGAUCUACCUCAGGAAAGAGAAGUAUCUAUUGAUGCUGCAGUCGGUGAAGAGAGCUUACUCAUUGGACCCCGAUCACCCCUGGCUCCACCAGUGUUUGGUGCGAUUCUUCAAAGGAGUGUCGGAUAGUAAGGACAUGCCGGAGGCAGUGCAGACGGUUCUGAAGCAGGAGAUCACAAAACUGUUUGGCGAGAGUGACCCCAAGACUUUCAACAAGAACUCCCUGAGCAAACAUGCGAACUCAAUACCACACAGAGUUGCAGGUACCCACUUUAUGAUGUUAAAGAACUUUUGA